AUGUUUGGUGUAGUGGUGAAGCUGCUGAUCUACAAACCAGGAGCCAUUGGUCAACAGCAAAACAAGUCUCAGGAUUGGCUUCUCCCAUCUCUCCAAGCUGUGCCUGAGUCACUCUCCCAUAGCCAGAGAGCAACGCAGCUGCCCUCUGACCAGGCUGCAAAGGUGAUUGAGCUUUCCUUGAUCCUUCCACCAUUCAUACCUCUUGUAUCCACUGAUGUUCCUGUGUCUCAUCUCUGUCUUUUAGAUAUGGAAUGUGCAGAUGUGCCUUUGUUAACCCCAAGCAGCAAAGAAAUGAUGUCUCAGGCAUUAAAAGCCACGUUCAGUGGUUUCACAAAAGAGCAGCAACGACUGGGAAUACCCAAAGAUCCUCACCAGUGGACAGAAACUCAUGUACGGGACUGGAUUAUGUGGGCCAUGAAUGAGUUCAGUCUGAAGGAUGUGGACUUCCAGAAGUUCUGCAUGAAUGGAGCUACCCUGUGUGCUCUAGGGAAGGACUGCUUCCUUGAAUUAGCACCAGACUUUGUAGGAGACAUUCUUUGGGAACAUCUGGAGAUGUUGCAGAAAGAAGAGAUCAAGCCAUAUCCAGCAAAUGGAAUAAAUACUGCCUAUCCAGAAUCUCGCUAUACAUCCGACUACUUCAUUAGUUAUGGCAUUGAGCAUGCCCAGUGUGUGCCUCCAUCAGAGUUUUCUGAGCCCAGCUUCAUCACAGAGUCCUACCAGACUCUCCAUCCAAUCAGCUCCGAGGAGCUCCUGUCUCUCAAAUACGAGAAUGAGUACCCAUCAGUCAUUCUUCGCGACCCAGUGCAGAUGGACUCCUUGCCAACAGACUACUUCACAAUCAAACAGGAAGUCGUAACACCGGAUAACAUGUGCAUGGGGCGUGCCAGCCGAGGUAAACUUGGGGGCCAAGAUUCUUUUGAGAGUGUCGAGAGUUACGACAGUUGUGACCGCCUGGCCCAGUCCUGGAGCAGCCAGUCAUCCUUCCAGAGUCUCCAGCGUGUCCCUUCCUACGAUAGCUUUGAUUCGGAGGACUAUCCUGUUCCUCUGCCCAACCACAAGCCCAAAGGCACUUUCAAGGACUAUGUACGAGACCGAACUGACAUGAACAAGGACAAACCUGUCAUUCCUGCUGCUGCCCUGGCCGGAUACACAGGUAGUGGACCUAUUCAGUUAUGGCAAUUCUUGCUGGAACUUCUGACAGACAAAUCCUGCCAAUCAUUCAUUAGCUGGACAGGUGAUGGCUGGGAAUUUAAACUUUCUGAUCCUGAUGAGGUGGCAAGGAGAUGGGGCAAGCGGAAAAACAAGCCAAAAAUGAACUAUGAGAAGCUGAGCCGUGGAUUGCGUUACUACUACGACAAGAACAUCAUCCACAAGACUGCAGGGAAACGCUAUGUGUAUCGUUUCGUAUGUGAUCUGCAAAGUUUGUUGGGGUACACACCUGAAGAGCUCCAUGCCAUGCUGGAUGUGAAGCCGGAUGCUGAUGAGUGAAUGGAUCCAUUUUACCAAAAUCGAACAAUCUGCAGAACAUAAGGACUUUUAUUUCUUC
Protobothrops mucrosquamatus (brown spotted pit viper) is the source of this 1546-nucleotide messenger RNA. RefSeq names its product ETS proto-oncogene 1, transcription factor (gene ETS1). Lineage: Eukaryota; Metazoa; Chordata; Lepidosauria; Squamata; Viperidae. Bases 1 to 1488 code for a protein of 495 amino acids. Gene Ontology annotation, molecular function: DNA-binding transcription factor activity, RNA polymerase II-specific; sequence-specific DNA binding. The transcript is spliced from 9 exons. The record is from RefSeq and is a predicted model, not a curated record. Gene Ontology annotation, cellular component: nucleus. Gene Ontology annotation, biological process: regulation of transcription by RNA polymerase II; cell differentiation.